UUUUAAACUGUUCGAGUUCAAAAAGUUUAAACUCUGUAAGCUUUAAACCAAAAGAAUUAUCUCAAAUAUUCAGAUAAAAGACUUUGUUAUGUCAGCACUAAUGACAAAUUUUUCAUAUAUGUAUGUUCGAGUAUAUGACUGUCGAAUGGAUGAGGCUGAAGUGAGCGAUUUGUCAUCCUAUCCAACCUUAGCAGCAUUUUUCAAUAGAUCACUGAAAUCUACAGUUAGGCCUAUUAGUGAUUCAGACUUGGUGUCUCCAGCUGACGGAGUUGUGAUUCAUUACGGGAAAGUGAAUGAAGGACGCAUUGAGUUCGUGAAAGGCCAUGAUUAUCAUAUUAGCGACUUUUUAGGACCAGUGAAUAUGAAAAACAAAAAAAAGGGACAUGAGCUUUAUCAAGUGGUUCUUUACCUCGCUCCUGGCAAUUAUCACGGAUUUCAUGCUCCUGCAAAGUGGAUGGCAAGUGAGGAAAUACAUUUCCCCGGAUUAUUAUUGUCGGUACGACCAUCAUUUUUGCUUCGCAUGCCUCAUUUGUUUUGUAUCAAUGAACGAGUAGUUUUAAAAGGAUCUUGGAAACAUGGCUUUUUCUCAAUGAGCGCUGUCGCAGCUACAAAUGUUGGGGAUGUUUCGAUAAACGCAGAUCCCUUACUUCACACAAAUGUCAAACGCUUACGGACGGAAGUGUCCAAAGCGUUACCCGUAAUUACAGAACUGGAACAUGCAUAUCUACCUGGCGACAAAGUUGGAGAAUUUCGUCUAGGAUCAACGGUUGUUCUAAUAUUCGAAGCUCCUCCAACUGUACAGUUUGCGAUUCGCGCUGGUGAUAAUUUACGCUAUGGACAGAGCCUUGUUAUUAAUGAUUUUUAA
Molecule: messenger RNA, 865 nt
Organism: Loa loa (African eye worm)
Lineage: Eukaryota; Metazoa; Nematoda; Chromadorea; Rhabditida; Onchocercidae
Product: phosphatidylserine decarboxylase
Exons: 6
Coding region: 89-865 (258 amino acids)
Biological process (GO): phosphatidylethanolamine biosynthetic process
Cellular component (GO): mitochondrion
Molecular function (GO): phosphatidylserine decarboxylase activity
Source: RefSeq, a predicted model, not a curated record